GUUUUUUGGUGCUGUGGCAGAGGCUUCCGUCUCCUUCCUGACCUUGGGAGAUUGGGGUGGCUAUGCGCUGGGGAGCUUCCACCAGACUACGGUGACUGCAGUAGCAAAGCAGAUGUCAAAGACUGCCGCACAGACUGGUGCUUCGUUCGUGGUGAACACUGGCGACAACUUCUACUACUGUGGGAUCAUGGGCACGGCCGACCAUCAAGUUGCAGAGGACUUCACAAAUGUGUACAGCGACAAGUCGUUGCAGGUUCCAUGGUACUCGGUGCUGGGCAACCACGAAUACGGUUAUGAUGUGGAGGCCCAGUGUCAGCUGUCCAGUGUGCUAAGCAACUGGGUCAUGGACAGCAGAUACUUCUCCAAGCGCGUUUCCUUGGGGAGUGGCCACUUCAUCUCAUUUAUUUUCCUGGACACGUCCCCGUGCGUGGCAGCCUAUCGAUCAGACGACCAGUCUCAUUGGGAUCCAUGCGGCAGCGACUUCCCAACAUGCGCACCCAUCAUGGAGGGGCCCUGCAAGUUCCAUGAGAACAUCGUGUCUCAGAACUGCACUACUCAGUUUGAGUGGUUUAAGUCCGAGCUGGCAAAGGUGCCAAAGUCCGAUUGGUUGAUCGUUGUCGGCCAUCACCCUGCCGAUGAGAUGGAUGUUGAGGAUUUCGUUACGCCGAUGAGAGAGCAUGGCUUUGACCUUUACUUGAACGGCCACACGCACCUUCUGAACCAGUACACCAUCAACGGCGGCGGCGCGUACGUCACUAGUGGGGCCGGCGCAAUGGUCCACACACAGGAUCAAGAUGACGAGGAGGAUCACUUGGCGAAGAGCAGAGCACUUGCGCAGGUGCAGACAGUAUGGGAGGAGAAGGUCGCAGGCUUCACCUUGCACACGUUCUCCGCUGACUUCAAGGACUUGAAGACGGAAUUCGUGUCCUACACCGGCAAAGUCCUGCACUCUUUCAACGUGACACGCGGAUCAGGGCCUUCGCCAUCACCGCCCUCACCACCCUCACCGCCGUCACCACCAUCGAAAGGCUCGUGUUCCAAGUAUGGAUGCGGCAGGUAUGACCCCAGUCACACCUGUCAGUGCAACUCCUACUGCAAGGAGCAUUCAGACUGCUGCUCUGACUACUCGAAGACCUGCUCGGGGCCAUCCAAAGGCUCUUGCGAGGAGUUCGGCUGCGGCAAGUUCAGCCCGGGUCAGAGCUGCCAGUGCAACUCUUACUGCAAGGAGCAUGGAGAUUGUUGUGCAGACUACGACUCCACCUGCGGGGGCAUCGAGACCAUUGUCUGA
Molecule: messenger RNA, 1288 nt
Organism: Symbiodinium pilosum
Lineage: Eukaryota; Dinophyceae; Suessiales; Symbiodiniaceae
Source: the annotation of a GenBank genome assembly